GAGCCGGUGCAGUAACUGCUGCCGUCCCUGCAGGCACCAUGGUGCGGAUGAACGUGCUGGCCGAUGCUCUCAAAAGCAUCAACAACGCAGAGAAGCGCGGCAAGCGCCAGGUGCUCAUCCGGCCGUGCUCCAAGGUGAUCGUCCGCUUCCUCACCGUCAUGAUGAAGCACGGUUACAUUGGUGAAUUCGAGAUAAUUGAUGAUCACAGAGCUGGGAAGAUUGUUGUCAACCUCACAGGCAGACUCAACAAGUGUGGUGUAAUCAGUCCCAGAUUUGAUGUGCAGCUGAAGGAUUUGGAAAAGUGGCAGAACAACCUGCUGCCUUCCCGUCAGUUUGGGUAUAUUGUCCUGACAACCUCAGCUGGCAUCAUGGACCAUGAGGAGGCGAGACGAAAACACACAGGAGGCAAAAUCCUGGGAUUCUUUUUCUAAAACUUGUAAAAAAAGAGGAUACUAAUAAAUUGUUCAAAUGGA
Zonotrichia albicollis (white-throated sparrow) is the source of this 473-nucleotide messenger RNA. NCBI's taxonomy places the organism in Eukaryota, Metazoa, Chordata, Aves, Passeriformes, Passerellidae. The record is from RefSeq and is a predicted model, not a curated record.